This is a messenger RNA of Caenorhabditis briggsae, 375 nucleotides long. The record is from RefSeq and is a predicted model, not a curated record. NCBI's taxonomy places the organism in Eukaryota, Metazoa, Nematoda, Chromadorea, Rhabditida, Rhabditidae. Gene Ontology annotation, molecular function: fatty acid 2-hydroxylase activity. Gene Ontology annotation, cellular component: membrane; endoplasmic reticulum. Gene Ontology annotation, biological process: fatty acid metabolic process. The coding region runs from base 1 to 375 and encodes 124 amino acids. The transcript has 2 exons.
AUGGACGGAGAUCGUCUCGUGUUUCCACCAGUGCCAGCAGCUUUGAUCGUCGGAAUUUUNUACGUUAUCUAUUCAAACACAUUCCAAUGGUCUGUGUUUUGCGCGUUCGGAGCCGGAAAGUUGUUUGGAUACGUUACAUACGAUAUGGUUCACUACUAUUUGCAUCACGGAAGCCCACGCCCUCGCAGUAAUCUACAUUAUAGAAAAGGGUAUUUCCGUUUCGUUUCGUUCGCUUUCGUUUCUUUCGGAUUUCUUUCGGAUUUCACGGUCUCCCACUUUUCGCGGCGAUUUGUUGUCGUCAAGUCUGAUGUCUCUGACGCGGUUCACCGCCACGCACAAAUGCACAUAUAUUCUUGCCGCCGAAUUGCCGUCUAA